UACUGAGUUUAUCGAUAACACCAGCUGGUUUUCUGUAUUUUUAAGCAUUUUGCGGUGACAAAAACAGCAGUAGAGUGUAAAGUGAUGCCAAGUCUGUCUCCGGUCUCUAAACAGCAGCAUGAGCUCGGAAUAUAUUAUCUCUGAGCCCACGUCGAUGGAUAAAGAGAUCCUGCAGCAUGCUGUGCAGGAGCUGUUUAAUCCAGAUCACGUCCUGCGUUUUCCAGAUGCGAGCCAAAUCCACUUUAAUGAAGUCCAGAAAUUAAGUCUGGAGUACAAAAACAUCCUGAAGAUUGACCACUUAUGGGACUUCUCAUCUUUGUCCAAACUUGAGUUAAAUAACAACACUAUAGAGAAGAUCCAGGGACUGGACCAUCUGAUUAAUCUGACGUGGCUUAAUCUGUCAUUCAACAAGAUUGAGAAAAUAGAGGGUCUGGAGUGUGUGCAGAAGCUUGAAGUGCUGAAUCUAUCCAACAACAAAAUCUCUGUCAUUGAAAAUAUGGACACACUUGAGAACCUAACUCAUUUCUUCAUUUCAAACAACCUAAUUGGACAGUUGGAUAAUGUGCUCUACCUCAGGAAGUUCAAGAACCUGGCAGCAGUCAACCUGUUUGGAAAUCCUUUCCUAAACGAGGGUGAUUACAGAUUUUUCAUCGCUGCCUACUUUCCAAAGUUGAUGUUCCUAGACUCCAGAAUACUUGACCAGAAGACAAGAAAGGAAGCAUCUAUCAAAUAUCACUAUGUCCUUGAGAAAAUGAGACUUGAAGAGCUGGAGCUACACCAGGCUGAUGAGGCUCGACAAAGACACGAAGCUGAGCUAAAAUUACAUCGAGUACUAUCUUUUUUUUGUGAGUCAUCUGUUGAUUUGUAUACAUACAGUCUGACACUUAUGUUUUCUUUUUUGUUGUUUCUUGUGCAGGAUGCCUUUGUGGAGUUCCUUAAUGGCUCUUCUCUGUUUAAGAACAUGUUUAAAGAUGAUCCAAAAGCACAAACACUGCACUGUGCGCCAGGAGUGGAUUCUCUGAUUCAAACAUUUGAGCACCAAAUGGGGGAGCUGUGUACACAGUUAUUUGAAAUGGGCUUGGCUGAGCACAAACGAAGGGAGACGGAGGUGAAGUCUUUCUUCAGUUGCCAAGAAAAGGCUGUGACAGACUGCCAGGAGAAGGCAUCGCAGAUUUUAGCAAAGUUUAAUCAUGAACACAAAGAGAGGACAGAAGAGUUUCAGCAGUUAUCAGACCCAGAGGUACGCAAAGUCAAGAUUGACCACUGCAAUGAUGAAAUUAACCGGCUCUGUAAAAACCUCAUGACACUGGAGUUUCAGCUUGUCAGCGAGAUGGAGGAGAAGAUCAAAACUUUUGACAGCAGCGUCUCAGACAUGGUUAGACACUUCAGUGAAACCGCACAGGGGAUGUUCUCCCACUGUCGACAUCUUGAAGAUGACUAUUAUCAGAAGAUGCAAAAAGUUGCUGCUGAAAUCUUGCAGACAGUGGCCAUUGACACCCGGAAGGAGGAUUUGCCAGAUAAUGUUAUAAUGCUGUUUGAAAACAGAGAUGCAGUGAUGGAUGCACUGGCCACGGCCCACGAUAACCACCUCCUGAAGAUCAAUGACCGAGAGACUCAGCUGACUACAGGCAUCAGAGCCUGGAAGGAGGCCCUCAUUAAAGGGAUACAAGAUGAGGAACUUAAGCGGAACCGCACGAACAUCUCAGACAUCCACAGAUACAUGGAUAAUUUGAGGGAGCAGCUGGAGGAGUUGAUAUAGUGGAAACCACUCGGCAGCCUCAAGAACACUUCAAAAACCACUGUCAGUGAAUACAGUUGUUUGUUGUAUUCACAAAUGAGGGUUCAAACACUACCACUAAAAGAGAAAAAAAGACACAGAGCAUGAACCUAUACUCGGGGCAUGAGCUACUGUGCUGUGAAAAAGUAUUUAACCCCUUUCUGAUUUCUCUGUUUUGUGUGUGUCUGUAUUUAUCACACUUACAGUCGCUCUGUGAUGUACUUGCACACUCGUUCUGCAAAUGAAAGGUUGCUGGUUCAGUUCCAGGCAGAGACACAAAUCCCCUUUGGGGGAAGGAAGGGCAUCUAUACAAGCACCUCUGCUCACAACCAACAAAACUACAGUUCACUACAAACAAAUUCAGAUGAAGACAACAUCAAUUGCCCUGAAUUUCUCUAUAAAAGAUUCAUUUAUUGGUGAAAAGGCCAAAAUGACCAAGGAAAGAUAAGCAAAACGGUGGAGUGUAAACAAGGAAUCUUAAAAUCCAAAAACCCUUGAAGAAGUGAAAAGUGAAGGUCGGAGGUCAAAGAAAAUGAAUAGAAAAUAAAGAGAAGAAAGUUAUAAGUGCAAAGCGGGAAGUGCUGAAUGCCCACAAAGCACAGAAAGGGAAGAAAAAGAGAAAGCAGCAAGCAAAAAUACAAAACAACUGUUGGAUUUGCAGAAAGCAUUUGAAGAGGAGAAAAGUGUAACACAGAUGGCAAAAAAGAAACUUCAAAACACAAAACAGGAAGCAGAAAAUGCCAAGAAAGAAUUACAGGAAGUCCUUAAAGUGCUUGAAGAGGAGAAAAGUAAAAACCAGGAGGCAACAAAGGAACUGGAGAACGCAAAGACUGAACAGCUAAAGAAGGAGUUGUUGAAUGUCCAGAAAACACUUGAGGAAGAAAAGGGGGUAAACAGGAGGCAAGAAAUGAGACUGAAAAUGUAAAGAAGGCAUUGUUAGAAGCUCAAAACGCACCUGAGGAGGAGAAAAAAAAUGCAAGAGACAGCAAAGGCAAUGCAAAAUACAAAGAAUGGUGAAAAUAUAAAGAUCAAAUUACUGGAAGCCUGGAAAGCAUUGGAAGAGGAAAAAUGUAAGAUAAGAUAAACCUUUAUUAGCCCCACACGUGGGAAAUUUUGGUCAGUGUGCAAUGCUUUAAUGUAUUCACAUGUUUGUUUGUUGAUGUUAUGUUUUUUUUGUCAGGGACUGUUUGCAAACAUCCCUUGCUUUCAGCCCCCUGACCCCACUCCUACUCCUGCCCCAUUUCUUCCCACCACCCUGCAUCGUCCACUGAUAUUCCUGACUUGGGACACACCCAAGUGGACAUUUUUACAUAGAACCAAAUGUACUGAUGAAGACAUCAUGGCCACAAGCUGCCCCAGACCAUCCACACUACCACCACCAUGUUUGACUGUUGGUAUGAAUAAACUAAUAUAUUGGUAUAAAUCAGAAAGGAGGAAAAUAGUUUUUCACAGCACUGUAAAUGAGCAUUAGUCUAGAAAAGACGGUGGUGUUUGUGAAUAACGUGUCUUCUUUUUUCCAUCAUAGAUGUUUAACCUGUAUUUGUGGACGGCACAGCAAAUUAUGUUUUUUUGGAAGCAUUCCUGAGUCCAUGCACUGGAAUCGCACCUGUGUGUAAUGCAGUGAUUUUGAGCCUUGUCUCAUAGGCAGAGAUUUUCUCUGAAUCUUUUGUUGAUUUUAUGUGUUGUAGAUGAAGAGAUAUUUAGUCUUUACAAUUGCAUGUUAUGGAACUGAAAUUGUAACGCAAUUUGUAGACACUGUUUUUUUCCAGAUUGGUGAACCGUUGACCAUUCUGCUCUUUUGUUUACCUAAUUAUGUUAUUGAACUGUUGUGAAUUAACCUUAAUUAAUCUCAACACUUUCUAAAAUAUUGUAUGAUUCUAUGUGUGAUUUCAGCAUUUCAGACCCAUAUUUUUUAAAAUAUACUAAAUAAUGCAAACGUGAGUUGGUCGCUGUCUGUGUUAAAGUGUAUAA
Molecule: messenger RNA, 3748 nt
Organism: Oreochromis aureus
Lineage: Eukaryota; Metazoa; Chordata; Actinopteri; Cichliformes; Cichlidae
Gene: drc3
Product: dynein regulatory complex subunit 3
Exons: 12
Coding region: 119-1759 (546 amino acids)
Molecular function (GO): protein binding
Source: RefSeq, a predicted model, not a curated record